CCGACCCCUACCCACUUUCCUUCCUCCCGAUGGCAAGCCUCAGACUCCAGGCUUGAGCUAGGUUUUGCUUUUCUCCUGUGAGAACUCGGAAGACCAUGUCUGCAGAACUCUUCUCAUCCAUAAGAGAGGAAGCAAGCUCUGGCUCAGGACCCAGUUUUAGGUCUAAUCAAAGGAAAAUGUUAAACCUGCUCCUGGAGAGAGACACUUCCUUUACCGUCUGUCCAGAUGUCUCUAGAACUCCAGAGGGUGAAUUUCUUGGUGAUUCUACAAACCUAAGCAUUUUGUCUGGAGGAACCCCAAAACGUUGCCUUGAUCUUUCGAGUCUUAGCAGUGGGGAGAUAUCUGCCACUCAGCUUACCACUUCUGCAGACCUUGAUGAAACUGGUCACCUGGAUUCUUCAGGACUUCAGGAAGUACAGUUAGCUGGGAUGAAUCAUCACCAGCACCUAAUGAAAAGUAGCCCAGCACAGCUUCUUUGUAGCACUCCAAAUGGUUUGGACCGUGGCCAUAGAAAGAGAGAUGCAAUGUGUAGCUCAUCUGCAAAUAAAGAAAAUGAAAAUAGCACUUUGAGGUCGUUGGAGUGGCAUGCACCCAGGAACUUGAGGUUUCAAAAGAGAUCAGGGGAGCCUUAUGUGUCUCCUUUUUCUCUGCUGGACAAUGGAAACUUGGUGGACAGUGAAAUGAAAUAUCUGGGCAGUCCUAUUACUGCUGUUCCAAAAUUGGAUAAAAAUCCAAAACUAGGAGAAUGCCAGGCAGAAGAAAUUUCAGAUGAAUUAAUGGAGUUUUCCCUGGAAGGUCAAGAAGCCAAGGCCUUGGUGAACAGAAGCGGCCUAUAUCGCUCCCCCUCCAUGCCAGAGAACUUGAAUAGGCUAAGACUGAAGCAGGUGGACAAAGGCAAGGACAACGCAAUGCCAGAUAAAGUUAAAAAAAAGUAUUUUUCUGGCCAAGGAAAGCUCAGGAAGGGCUUACAUUUAAAGAAGACAGUCUCUCUGUGUGACAUUAAUAUCACUGAGAUGCUGGAGGAAGAUUCUAACCAGGACCAUCUGAUUGGUGAUUUUUCCAAGGUAUGUGCACUGCCAACCGUGUCAGGGAAACACCAAGAUCUGAAGUAUGUCAACCCAGAAACAGUGGCUGCCUUACUGUUGGGGAAGUUCCAGGGUCUGAUUGAGAAGUUUUAUGUCAUUGAUUGUCGCUAUCCAUAUGAGUACCUGGGAGGACACAUCCAGGGAGCCUUAAACUUGUAUAGUCAGGAAGAACUAUUUAACUUCUUUCUAAAGAAGCCCAUUGUCCCUUUGGACACCCAGAAGAGAAUAAUCAUCGUGUUCCACUGUGAAUUCUCCUCAGAGAGGGGCCCCCGAAUGUGCCGUUCUCUGCGAGAAGAGGACAGAUCUCUGAACCAGUAUCCUGCAUUGUACUACCCAGAGCUAUAUAUCCUUAAAGGUGGCUACAGAGACUUCUUUCCAGAAUAUACGGAGCUGUGUGAACCACAGAGCUAUUGCCCUAUGCAUCACCAGGACCAUAAGGCUGAGUUGCUGAGGUGUCGAAGCCAGAGCAAAAUGCAGGAAGGGGAGCGGCAGCUGCGAGAGCAAAUUGCCCUUCUGGUGAAGGACAUGAGCCCAUGGUAACAGACCAGCCACUGGCUGCUAACAGGUCAUCCAAAGACACCGCAGAAACCCUGAGCAGAAAGAGGCCUUCUGAACGGCCAAACCCAAGUUUGUUAAAAGAUGUCU
This is a messenger RNA of Saimiri boliviensis boliviensis (Bolivian squirrel monkey), 1730 nucleotides long. RefSeq names its product cell division cycle 25C (gene CDC25C). Gene Ontology annotation, cellular component: cytoplasm; nucleus. The record is from RefSeq and is a predicted model, not a curated record. Lineage: Eukaryota; Metazoa; Chordata; Mammalia; Primates; Cebidae. Gene Ontology annotation, biological process: protein dephosphorylation; positive regulation of G2/MI transition of meiotic cell cycle; G2/M transition of mitotic cell cycle. Gene Ontology annotation, molecular function: protein tyrosine phosphatase activity.